Molecule: messenger RNA, 3129 nt
Organism: Brachypodium distachyon (stiff brome)
Lineage: Eukaryota; Viridiplantae; Streptophyta; Magnoliopsida; Poales; Poaceae
Exons: 8
Coding region: 1-3129 (1042 amino acids)
Biological process (GO): DNA integration
Molecular function (GO): zinc ion binding; nucleic acid binding
Source: RefSeq, a predicted model, not a curated record
AUGGCACCACCUCAAUUAUCCAGUUUUGCUUUGAGAUCUGUUCUUGAGAAAGAUAAACUAAAUGAAACUAACUUCACCAACUGGUAUCGGAACCUGAGAAUCGUUCUCAGGCACGAUAAGAAAGGACAUGUCAUAGAGAACCCACUUCCAGAGGAGCUGGCUGAUAAUGCCACUGCUGCUGUUAGAAACGCCUAUCAACGCUCAUGUGAUGAGUCGAUUGAGAUCAGCUGUCUGAUGCUUGCCUAUAUGGAGCCCGAACUGCAGCAGCAGUUUGAGAAUGUUGAGGCUUUCGAUAUGAUCGAGACUCUCAAAGGCAUGUUUCAGACUCAGGCUAGGACCGGAAGAUUUAAUGUCUGGAGGUCCUUCCUGGAGACUAAGCUGAAAGAAGGCGAACCCUUGAGCCUGCAUGUAAUCAAGUUGGUUGGUUACACGCAAAGCUUGGAGAAGCUGGGCUUUCCGCUGAGCCAAGAGUUGGCCACGGAUACAAUUCUGGCAUCUCUUCCGCCGAGCUAUGCGCAGUUCGUUCAGAACUACCAUAUGCAUGGCAUGGAAAAGAAAGUCACUGAAUUGCAUGGGAUGCUUAAAACAGCAGAGGAGGGUAUCAAGAAAAAUACCAAGCAAGUGUUGUUGAAAGAUAAACUGAAGUCCAAUGGAAGCAACUUUACGGACUGGUUCCGGAAUGUGAGGAUUAUCCUCGAAGCUACCAAAAAGGCUUAUGUUUUUGAUGCAGCACUUGGUGCAGAACCCGCAACAACUGAGUCUGCUGACCUCCAAAAGCGUUUUGAGCACCACUCGGCAUAUGCUAUGAUUGGGGAACUGAAUACUUUAUUUCAGACCCAAGCCCGUGCGGAGAGGUAUGAUGCCUCCGAAAGGUUCUUUAACUGCAAGAUGGAGGAGAACAGCUCCGUUAGCGAGCACGUGCUCAGAAUGUCUGGGUACGCCGACCGCCUGAGACAACUGGGAAUUGAGAUUCCUAAUGAAUUAGGCAUUGACCGGGUUCUUCAGUCACUACCACCUAGCUAUAAAAGUUUUGUGGUGAACUACAAUAUGCAAGGGAUGGAUAGGACACUUCCUCAGCUCCUCGCGAUGUUAAAAACUGCGGAGGUGGAAAUCAAAAAGGAGCAUCAAGUGUUGAUGGUCAAUAAGACCACCAGUUUCAAGAAGGCAAAGGGUAAGAAGGGAAAUUUCAAGAAGGGUGGCAAAACUGUUGCCACUCCCGCGAAGAAGCCCAAAUCUGGACCUAAGCCGGAUACUGAGUGCUUCUACUGCAAGGGGACUGGCCACUGGAAGCGUGACUGCCCCAAGUACUUGGCAGAUAAGAAGGCUGGCAAUGUCAAAGGUGAAUAUUUGAGUUACGAGUUUGGCACGCAUUUAAGACAAUGUGGAAUUGUUUCACAACUUACGCCGCCUGGAACACCACAACGCAAUGGUGUGUCCGAACGUCGUAAUCGUACUUUAUUGGAUAUGGUACGGUCUAUGAUGUCUCUUACUGAUUUGCCACUGUCGUUUUGGGGUUAUGCAUUAGAGACAUCCGCAUUCACUUUAAAUAGGGCACCAUCUAAAUCCGUUGAAACGACACCGUAUGAAUUAUGGUUUGGCAAGAAACCUAAGCUGUCCUUUCUUAAAGUUUGGGGAUGCGAAGCUUAUGUAAAAAGGCUACAACCUGAUAAGCUCGAACCCAAGUCGGAAAAAUGCGUCUUCAUAGGAUACCCUAAAGAAACAAUUGGGUACACCUUCUAUCACAGAUCCGAAGGAAAAGUGUUUGUCGCUAAGAACGGGUCCUUUCUAGAGAAGGAGUUUCUCUCGAAAGAAGUGAGUGGGAGGAAGGUAGAGCUCGAUGAGGUUAUUGAACCUUCUCUCGAAUUUGAGUGUAGCGCAGCACCAGAAACUGUUCCCGUGCAUCCUGCAUCAGCUAGAGAGGAAGCUAAUGAUAAUGAUCAUGAAGUUUUGAAUGAGACAACUACUGAACUUCGCAGGUCGACGAGAACACGUAAUACUCCUGAGUGGUACAAUGUUCGUGUCAUGAAUGUCAUGUUGUUGGACAACGAUGAACCUGCGAAUUAUGAGGAAGCGAUGAUGAGCCCAGACUCCGAAAAAUGGUUAGAAGCCAUGAAAUCCGAAAUGGGAUCCAUGUAUGAAAACCAAGUAUGGACUUUGGUAGACUUACCGAAUGACCGAAAGGCCGUUGAGAACAAAUGGAUUUUCAAGAAGAAAACAGAUGCUGAUGGAAAUGUUACCGUCUAUAAAGCUCGACUUGUGAUCAAAGGGUUUGGAUUUGUCCAAACUCACGGAGAAGCUUGUAUUUACAAGAAAGUGAGUGGGAGCUCUGUAGCAUUUCUAAUACUGUAUGUGGAUGACAUAUUGCUGAUUGGGAAUGAUAUAGAACUUCUUAAAAGUGUUAAAGGCUAUUUGAAUAAAAGUUUUUCAAUGAAAGACCUUGGUGAAGCAGCUUACAUAUUAGGCAUCAAGAUUUAUAGGGAUGACUCUGAGUCUCAAUCCGGAUACGUAUUUAUUUUGAAUGGUGGUUCGAUCAUCCGCUCCAUAACGGAGUUUGUUGAUCGCUAUGAAGGGGUGACGGCUGAGCGAGAUAAGCUUCGCCGAGACUUGGAACGAAGCCAGCAAGAGCUAAGGUCUGCUCAAGGCCUGCUUUGCUUGUCCGGUUUCUUGCCCUCGAGUGAGAAUUCACUCGACAGGGUGAUCGACGUUGCGGCAAGCGUCUACUCUAGAGCGGCGACUGGGAUCCAGGGAGCUUCCAGGGUGCUCACCGGUUUGUUCGGGAAGAUGUUUCCUGACGAGCCGGUGCCGGAGUCGCUAGGAAAGCUCAUAGAAUUUUUCAACGCUGACACGGAUUCCCUGGACGAGUUCAGCCGGGUUCAAACCAACUCCGGUGCAGAGUCGACGUUCGUGUUAGCGUUAGCACACGGCAUCGGCGAGGACGUGCUGCGGAAGGUGGCUUCGGGCCCUCCGUUGUUACCCAGUGGGGAGGAGGUGGCUUUGACGCCUUACUUCCAGCUUGGGGAAGAACUGGCGGCCCAGCUGUCGGCUCAGCUAGGGAGCACGACCUCUGAGGGAGAAGCGGCUCCACCAUCGUCGGCUCCUGCACCGAGCCAGGAGGUGGGCCAAGCUUGA